Messenger RNA from Tyto alba (common barn owl), 315 nucleotides. Its product is annotated as feather keratin-like. Lineage: Eukaryota; Metazoa; Chordata; Aves; Strigiformes; Tytonidae. Gene Ontology annotation, molecular function: structural constituent of cytoskeleton. The transcript has a single exon. Bases 1 to 315 code for a protein of 104 amino acids. Gene Ontology annotation, cellular component: intermediate filament. The record is from RefSeq and is a predicted model, not a curated record.
AUGGCCUGCUCCGACCUCUGCCGCCCCUGCGGACCCACCCCGCUGGCUAACAGCUGCAACGAGCCCUGUGUCAGGCAGUGCGAGGACUCCCGCGUCGUCAUCCAGCCUUCCACCGUGGUGGUCACCCUGCCAGGACCCAUCCUCAGCUCCUUCCCCCAGAGCACCGCCGUCGGAUCCUCCUCAUCGGCUGCCGUGGGCAACGUCCUCAGCUCCCAGGGAGUGCCCGUCUCCUCCGGAGGCUUCGGCUUCGGCUACGGCUACGGCUUGGGCGGCCUGGGCUGCUUCGGCGCCAGAAGGGGCUGCUACCCCUGCUAA